Molecule: messenger RNA, 2340 nt
Organism: Cataglyphis hispanica
Lineage: Eukaryota; Metazoa; Arthropoda; Insecta; Hymenoptera; Formicidae
Exons: 5
Coding region: 53-2029 (658 amino acids)
Source: RefSeq, a predicted model, not a curated record
CCGAAGUUUCGUAUUAGUCUCAAGCAAACUGUAGCAAGAACAACGAGAAAUCAUGUUCACAAGUCAAUCAAUGUUCACAAGUCAACUAAUUUUUGCAGUGAUAAUUUCGUCGCCAAAAAUCAUAUUUGCCGACAUCCUUGUUCAUCCCGGUUACGAAUAUCAACAUAGCAACAAUCCGUCUAAUCCACAAUAUCAGCCUAUUUUGCAUUAUAACGUGCCAUCUGCGAUCGAACAUUAUACAAAACAAUUACCAACGCACAACAAUUACCAACACUUGAAGCAAUAUGUUCCGGAAAUUCAGAUAAUGGAUCCUUAUUAUGUACCAGGAGUUCAAAACAAAGUUCGAUCAAGCUUGGUAGGAUAUCCACACCAUUCACUGCUUCAUUAUCCUUAUAAUCACUACAUGUCAAAGAAACCUACCGGCAAACUGCACUACAUCAAACUAGGAGGUCAUGAAUAUGUACGGCCCUCAGUGUUCAUCGCCCAUUCCAAUCCUUUGACAGCACACUACCGGAAUAAAAGAUCAAUCGAUUUUACAAACGUCAAAUCCACCAAACCCGCGAUCGCUACACAUGAUGUGGCCCCGCAGCCGUCCUUAAUCGACAUCGAAUAUCCUACGGCCAUCGACUCGCUGCUUUCGAAAAACAAAUCUACCAGUACUAAUGAUAAAGACGUGAAGAACCAUCAAAGCGAUUUUACAACAAAACCAUUUUUAUUCGGCUUGGAUCCAAAUAAGAUGUACUCCAAGUUUCGAACCAAUAAUCUAGAAAGGGAGAACGAAACAGAACAUAGAGUUUCCAAACGUCAAGAUGCCGCUUUAAUUACACCAGUAAUUCUCACCCAAUUUACACCAGAUUCUGCUAAAACAACAGUAACCGAACCGUCGCAACAAACGUUAUCAAUUUCCCAGGAAAAAGAAAAAAAUCAAGAGCCAUCUCGUACUAAUCACGAAAAUACAAAUCUCACUCCCAAUGUGCCUUCUACGAAUUUGGAGCAAUCUUCGAGCUCGAUAACUACAUCUCAGAUACAGUCGUCAGAAGAGAAAUCACGCGAGAAUUAUAGCAAAUAUUAUACCAGCUAUGGCAACACAUAUGCGUAUACUUUGCCAACGAUGUCAAUGGCAUACCAGCCAACAAUACCAUUCGCAUUUAAGUAUUGGCCAAAUUAUAUAACAUACAACGCCAACGUAUAUCCGAAUAAAAGAACGAAAUACCUGCAUCAACAGAAUACAUCCAAUUAUCCAAUCAUCCAUCAAACAUCCGAUCAAAAAUCCUCGCAGGAAAUUACAAAUAUCGGUGUAACCAACACAGCUCAACCAAAACAAGAGUUGUUUACAUCAAUACAUCUCGCGGGUGAUGUUCCCUAUGCGACGAGUAACACAGAAACUAAAAAACCGUCUAGCGAGGCCGUACCAAGUAUGCCUACAACAACUCCAGCAACAUAUUAUACAUUUACCCAGUAUAGAAGCAACGAAGAGCCUUCAAGAAGCGAGAUAAUUGGUGCAUCAAAUUCUGGCACGUCGCAAGCUUUUUACACAAUUCCGAACGACUACACGUAUUAUUAUUCGAGUGACUAUUUGAGAAACAAUAUGAAAGAUUAUCUGGAUAACUCAGUAAUCGAUUAUCAAGAUUAUGACUAUGACGACAAAGACAAACUUACGUCUUAUCUGACGGAUGGUUUCAAUAUUUACGUGACAAGAAAUUCCGCGUAUUCAAGCAAUGACCCUUCAUACAAAAUUCCUCGCAAUAUGCUUUACGGAAAUAUUAAUGCUCGAAGUAACGUAGCACCGAUGACGUAUGUCGUUUCUUCGACUUCAUUGGAUAUACCGAAAACGCAACUUUCAAACGCAUGCUAUUAUCCGAAAACAGCGAGGAAGACGUACACGAAAGACAUUUUUUACGAUCCGCAACUUAACAGAGAUUUUUCUUAUAAAAAUUAUAAGAUUCGCCCGAAUUCUCCAAUUCGACCGAAUGUGUAUAGGCACUUGAUUCCGUCACAGGAUUAUUAUUCGUCACCGGUUUAUUCUUAGUAAGAUACUGUUACAGAUAUGACGCUGUUAUCGAUUCGUAUCAUAUUACCUUGAAGCAACGAGUCGAUUGACCAUAAUGAUUUUUCAUGAUCCAUUUAUUAUAAUUACUCUCAUGCUGUGCACGUAUAACUUUAUUUAGAUAGGUACACACGUUUCCCUCAUCAUAUUCCGUCCACUCAUUUUAUCAAUAUAAAUAUAAAUUUUUAUGUAUUAUUUUUUAAAUAAGGAAUAAAAUAUUUUAAUUUUUCUAAGUCCUACAUGUACUAAGUUUUUAAAUAAAUGUCAUUUAAAAAAAAUCACUCUAUAUCUUC